GCCUGCGGGGAGAAAGGCAAGCCUGCACUUGAAGUGAGCAAGCGUCUCCUGCUGCGUCAGGUGCUUGCUGUUCUCCGGCUCCUGAGCAGCUAAAGUCCAGCGUCUCGUUUUGCAUCCGCCCUUUCCGCGCUUGUGAUCUGCCUGCUCGCCUCGCUUGCUCGGUCUCCUUGCGCUGCGUUCAGUUUCAGCCUCGCCUUCCUGCCUUUCCGGAGCAGCCCCAGAAAUGCUCGCUUUGGCGCUCUCGCUGGCGCUGUGCGCCCUGCAGAUGUGGCCAGCUGUGGUCGGCGGCCCUCCCCAACAGCGGUUCGCCGUGCUGGACAAACACUGGCCCCUGAGGCUCACCAAGAUCGAAAACUUCGCAUGGCAGAACUGUGGCCCCCCAUCUGACCCUGCUGUGAUCAGGAGUUUGUCCAUACAUCCAGACCCAAUUUCGAUCCCGGGAGAUGUGACAGUCAGCGUAGCCGCUGCUACCACUGUGGCCCUCACUUCACCUCUGAAGGGAGAUGUUGUUCUGGAGAAGAAGAUCGGCGAUAUGUGGAUAAAGGUCCCCUGCGUGCAAGAGCUUGGCAGCUGCACCUAUGAUGAUCUUUGUGCCAUACUGGAUCGGGCUAUUCCUCCCGGCCAGCCAUGUCCGGAACCAAUGCACACUUACGGCAUUCCUUGCCAUUGUCCCUUCAGAGCGGGUUCUUACAACUUGCCUUCCUCCACCUUCUAUAUCCCCACCUUGGAUUUGCCUCCCAUGCUCACCAACGGGGACUACAAGUUCCAGGUUGUGCUGAGCAAUGGUGACCAACAGCUGGGCUGUCUCAGGUUGUCGCUUUCCCUGCACUCUGAGAGCCGGUGGUUUUGGUGACUGCAACGCGGGCAUCUAUGGGCUUGAGUGCCACAUUCCUUACUCCCCACCCCACCUCCUAUCGAAUUGC
Messenger RNA from Lacerta agilis (Sand lizard), 923 nucleotides. RefSeq names its product GM2 ganglioside activator (gene GM2A). Gene Ontology annotation, cellular component: cytoplasmic side of plasma membrane. The transcript is spliced from 4 exons. The coding region runs from base 224 to 853 and encodes 209 amino acids. Gene Ontology annotation, biological process: lipid transport; ganglioside catabolic process. Lineage: Eukaryota; Metazoa; Chordata; Lepidosauria; Squamata; Lacertidae. Gene Ontology annotation, molecular function: lipid carrier activity; enzyme activator activity. The record is from RefSeq and is a predicted model, not a curated record.